AUGGUUCACUCACUGCAGGACAUCUUCACACACAACCUCCAAGCAUCGAACGACCGCGCCGCCCUUGCCUCACAGCUCGACCGACUCACGACGUCACUGCCAGCCGACCCCGAAGAUGCCUCUCACUGGAUCAUUGCGCGCAUGCGUGAUCUCCUCAAAGACCAGCAAGAACACCAAGCCAGCAUAGCAAAUGCCAUCUCGCACCGCUUCAGGAUGACGCCGCGCACGGGCGAGCUGGCCACGGAAGUGUUCGCCAUAUCCGAGUUGCUCGAACAGAUUCUUUUGAAGCUUGACGACAACCAGUCUCUGUUGCUUGCCAAAAAGGUCAACCGCCAGUUCUCAAACGUCAUCGAAGGCUCGCCUGAACUGAAGCGCCAGCUGGGUCUUGAAGCAGAGCGUACCUGCCACUUCAGCAUGCCCAUCGCUUACAUGGCACCAUGGAACGUCCGACCCGAGAACGGCAAGAGUGUGCUCCUAGAGCACUCGAGAAAUCGCAUGUGGGUGUCAUUCGACCUUCCUGGUGCGCUCAAGUUAGGCUCAAAGUGCCACGCGAUGCUCCUCACUCAGCCGCCAGUCAAGAAAGUCCUAGUCGUUGCCCGUUGCUGCAACGGGACGAAGAGUGCGAAGCACAUAGCCAAUGGUAUGAACAGCCACGCAACUGUGACAAUAGACGCGGAACCAGGGUCUUCGGGAAUCACCGUUGGCGAUGUCAACGAUGCCAUCAAGCAGUUCCGCGCUACGCAUCGCCUGUGCCCCAUGGCCAACAUCGAAGACCACGACAAGGAUGGCUUCGUAAAGGUCCGUGUCAAAGUCUUUGCGGCGCUCACCGGUGCAAAGGGAAGGUUGAUCGGCAAGUCACUCAAAGCACAGCAGGAGAGGGCAAAGGAGAAAAAAGGCCUGCCGGGCCAUGGUCAUGUGACGAAUGAGAUGUACGCAUACGCCGUACACAAGCGUGAAGUUUCCUGCGAAGGCCACGCAAUUCCGACGCUAGCUGAGUUCCGAAAGACGCCAAAGCCUGCUCGAGCUCGACGCUCUUCCUUCUCCCCACCAACUUCGGAUGACGGAGGAGAUGGGGGAUGGUGA
Saxophila tyrrhenica is the source of this 1083-nucleotide messenger RNA. RefSeq lists its product as uncharacterized. The coding region runs from base 1 to 1083 and encodes 360 amino acids. The record is from RefSeq and is a predicted model, not a curated record. NCBI's taxonomy places the organism in Eukaryota, Fungi, Ascomycota, Dothideomycetes, Mycosphaerellales, Extremaceae. The transcript is spliced from 2 exons.